UCCCCGACAAGGAAGUACCAAGCUUCUGCAGCCAGCAACCCGCGACACAGCAAAGAGACCGGACACUAUUCUGUGUAGAUAACCAUCAUGAGACCGUCUGUGAUGAUCACUCUCCUUGUCCUGGUCUUGGCCGCGCAAUGCAACGCAAAGAAAAAGGGGAAACUUACAAAAGAGGUUGCUCGGCAUCUUCUUGGGCAUUGGACGACCAAGAGGGUGACUUUCAUGGGACACUCAUGCAAGAUUGAAGUGGAGCAUAGGUUCUCCCACUGGACUGUGUACCACCAGUGCACUUUCACCUGUGACCAUUGGCCUAAUAUCACAGGCAAAGCCUCGUCGCGCUGCAAACUAGCGACGGCAAAGGAAUCUGUGCGAGACUUCGUCGAUAAAGCCAUCAAUUCCAAUCUCAUCAGACGGAUAGACGUGGAAAGGUGGCUUGAAGAACAGAGGAAUGGAUCUACCACUUUGACUUAGUUUACUUUAUAUUCAUGUUAUAUCAUGUAUUUAUUUAUCAUGUAGGAGAUAUAUGUAUGUGUGUGUAUAUGUA
Penaeus vannamei (Pacific white shrimp) is the source of this 544-nucleotide messenger RNA. Its product is annotated as anti-lipopolysaccharide factor. NCBI's taxonomy places the organism in Eukaryota, Metazoa, Arthropoda, Malacostraca, Decapoda, Penaeidae. The record is from RefSeq and is a predicted model, not a curated record.